Messenger RNA from Triticum turgidum subsp. durum (durum wheat), 1074 nucleotides. Lineage: Eukaryota; Viridiplantae; Streptophyta; Magnoliopsida; Poales; Poaceae. The record is from the annotation of a GenBank genome assembly.
AUGGCGGGCUUCCCUCUAGGCACCGGAGGAAGCGGCCGCGACAGCUCCGCGUCGCCGCCCGGCGUGCACCCGUCCGACGCGUCCACCUUCCUCUACGCCACGCGCGGGGGCGGCUUCCAGCUAUGGGGCCAGCCGCAGGACCAGCAGCAGCUCACGCACCCCUUCUACGCCCCCAACCUCAUCCGCUUCGCCACCGAUGACCUCCCCGCAGGCGCCGCGCAGUCGCUCGCCGGCGCGGCCUCCUCCUCCUCCUCACGCGGGGCGCGCGCUGCCGCCCUGGCCGGCACCGGCGGCGGCACCAGCUGCCAGGACUGCGGCAACCAGGCCAAGAAGGACUGCCAGCACCAGCGCUGCCGCACCUGCUGCAAGUCCCGGGGCUUCGCCUGCUCCACCCACGUCAAGUCCACCUGGGUUCCCGCCUCCAAGCGCCGCGAGCGCCAGCAGCAGCUCACCGCGCUCGCCGCCUCCGCCGCCGCGACCACGGGCGGGGCUGGCCCCUCACGCGACCUCACCAAGCGCCCCCGCGCUCGCCUCGCGGCCACCACGCCCACCACCUCCUCAGAUGGUGACGGUGGCGGAGAGGUUCCCGCGGGAGGUGAGCUCGGAGGCGGUGUUCCGAUGCGUGCGUCUCGGGCCGGUGGACCAGGCCGAGGCGGAGCUCGCGUACCAGACCACCGUCAGCAUCGGCGGCCACGUGUUCAAGGGAAUCCUCCACGACGUCGGCCCCAGCAACGCCCACGCCCAGCUGCAAGCUGCCGCAGGAGGCAGCGGCGGCGGAGGCGGCGACUACCAGUUCCGCCUGACCGGCGACGUGUCCCCGCCGAGCACGGGCGCGGAAGCGGGCGACGCAGGCGGCGGCAACAACCACAACAUCGUCGUGUCAUCGGCUGUGGUGAUGGAUCCGUACCCGACGCCCGGGCUCUACGGCUCGUUCCCGGCCACCACGCCCUUCUUCCACGGCCACCCCUACCAGAGACAGUGACGACGCACGGACGCACGUCGACGGCGCCUCCCGCUGUAACACCGUGCCUCCACCCAACCCCUGGUUUCUUCGAUCUGUCAAUUGAUGCAUAA